Medicago truncatula (barrel medic) is the source of this 1275-nucleotide messenger RNA. RefSeq names its product cell division cycle-associated 7-like protein. The coding region runs from base 169 to 1077 and encodes 302 amino acids. Lineage: Eukaryota; Viridiplantae; Streptophyta; Magnoliopsida; Fabales; Fabaceae. Gene Ontology annotation, biological process: regulation of DNA-templated transcription. The transcript has 8 exons. Gene Ontology annotation, cellular component: nucleus. The record is from RefSeq and is a predicted model, not a curated record.
GAGAAGAAGGGGUGUAAUUCGUAAUUGUGGUGUCUUCAAACCUAUAGUUAUAGUAGCAAAAUAUAGCCGUUACACUCAUUCAUUCAUUCUUCACACUCCGAGUGUUGCUUUAUUUUGUUCUUCAGAAGAAAACCUAACACAUCACACACAAAAAAAAAAAAGGGGAAAAUGAAAAUGAAAGAAACUUCAAAAUCCGAUUACGAAUCUCUCAGAAACGCUCGUAUGUCAGAAAACAAGGCUAGGUUAGAAUCUUUGGGUAUUUUGAAUAAAGUUUCAAAUCUUCGAGAAGCUUCUACUCCAACUAAGAAACAACAACGUACACCUGUUAAAAGGGUUUAUGGUCUUACUCCAGUGCGUCGAUCUCAGCGAAUCAAGGAUGUUUCCACCGGCACAGUUACUGUAGCCGCAACGCUUGACGGGCUUCUGCCUCGACGAUCUAACCGUUUGAAAAGUAGUUUCAGUUAUGCUGUUACGCCAAAACAAGAAAAGGUAACUGCAGAAAAUGGGGAAGAAGAGGAGAAGGGCUGUAUUGUAACUACAGAUAAAUGGGAAGAUGAGAAAAGGCCUGCGAAUGCCCCUCUCAUUGAACUGAACCCGAAGGAUGUAGAGCAUUUUCUUUCAGCAGAGACUUCUGCGCGGCGCUGCGAUAGCAAGGGUAGAGGCAGUAUCUACAAUCCAGUUUUGGGGAUAUGCUGCCACUUUUGCAGGCAAAAGAAAUUGUGUGGGGAAGAAGAUUGCAAGAGAUGUGGGAAUUGUGAUGUGAAUGAACCUUGUUUAGGAAAGACUGAUUGUUCAGCGUGUCACUCAAGCAAUGGUGUCUUUUGUCGAGCCUGUCUCAAGGUUCGUUAUGGUGAAGAAAUGGAGGAGGUGAGAGAGAACAAGGAAUGGAUGUGCCCACAUUGCAUAGAAGAGAAAGGAAUAAAACCUUAUUGGAUAUGUAACAGCUCAAUAUGCAUGAGGAAACGAAAGAUGUCGCCAACUGGGAUCGCAAUACACACAGCUCGGGAAAUGGGAUAUGAAUCAGUAGCACAUCAACUAAUGGAAGAACUUAAACGUGGAAACAGACUCACAAGAUAAGAGGUUGGCAUGUAAGUUCAGCCUGUAAUCUGUAGUUAUUUUCUAACUUAGUAGAAUUUUCUAAUUAAUAUUGACACCAAAAUUGUACUUGUGGCACUAGUUUGCCUUUAUUGUUAGAUUAGAAUUGUCUAGUCCAUUUAUUUUCUGAGGAACAAUUUUCAUUGUUGAUAUAUAUGUAAGCAUUGUUGAAUGUCUUUA